AUGAAGCUCUUCGAGAGGAUCGAGGAGCAAUUGCUCCUUUACAAAAAGUCCAAUGCGCUAACAAAGCUUCUAAAUUUUGAAAAGCGAUUUGUUUCGUCUCACAGUCUGGAUUCACAAUUAAAAUGGAUCAACCGUCAAUUUCAAGAACAACUGAACGGGAUAGCAAUCUGUGAGCGUGAGAUCUAUCUGAAUGAACAAAUAAGUGCUCUCGAGAAACAGGCCAAAGGGUCGCCCUUAUCAGAUGAGCAAACUCAGCAACUGAAACGACAUGAAGAGGAACUCAGGAAUUUGGAUAUGGAAUGGUGGUUGCAUAAACGGACUAUGAGCCGGAAUAUGGUUGAUCAACCCAAGGGGCCCGCUAAAGAGGGGGAUGCUGUAACUUUGACUGUGGAUGUUGCACGUCUCCCAGAAUUUGUUCUCGAGGGGCAUUGGAAAUUCAUUGCACGGCUGUUUACUGUGGAUGCUGUAUUCGUCGAAGGGGAUGUGAGGAAAUUCCAAAAGAGCUCCCAAAUACUUAUCGCCUACGCAAAAGGCCAUCGCUAG
Talaromyces rugulosus is the source of this 543-nucleotide messenger RNA. RefSeq lists its product as uncharacterized. The transcript has 2 exons. Lineage: Eukaryota; Fungi; Ascomycota; Eurotiomycetes; Eurotiales; Trichocomaceae. The record is from RefSeq and is a predicted model, not a curated record. The coding region runs from base 1 to 543 and encodes 180 amino acids.